CAGCCUCCAGCACAAGAUGGCGCCGCGGGGAGUUGCACCUCCUCUUGUGUGAGGAAACGCGAAGUGACUUGUGUGCACCGUGUUCCAGCUCCGCGUUGCCCCGCGAGAGAGCAGAGUAGGCCCCGGCGGGUGCGAUGGCCGCCGUGGUGGCCAAGCGGGAAGGGCCGCCGUUCAUUAGCGAGGCAGCGGUGCGGGGCAACGCGGCCGUCCUGGAUUUCUGCCGGACCUCGGUGUCAGCGCUGUCGGGGGCCACGGCCGGCAUCCUCGGCCUCACCGGCCUCUACGGCUUCAUCUUCUACGUGCUCGCCUCCAUCCUGCUCUCCGUGCUGCUGAUCCUCAAGGCAGGCCGAAGGUGGAAAAAGUAUUUCAAGUCGCGAAGACCUCUCUUUACAGGAGGCCUCAUCGGCGGCCUCUUCACCUACGUCCUCUUCUGGACGUUCCUCUACGGCAUGGUGCACGUCUACUGAAACGGCAGGGGCACUGUCCAAACGAAAGCAAAAUGCGGUGGAGGACGGUUGCCAGGCGUUAGCACCGUGUAGACUUACUUAGUUUUUAAAUCGUUGAAUAAAUCCGCUGCUCGUUCUGUUAACGUUACAAGCAAUUUCUAUCCGAAGACAAAGAGCCUGUAUUAUCCUAGAGAUUAAAUGAAGCGUGAGACACUU
Echinops telfairi (small Madagascar hedgehog) is the source of this 662-nucleotide messenger RNA. It is a transcript of the gene EMC6, whose product is annotated as ER membrane protein complex subunit 6. Gene Ontology annotation, biological process: protein folding in endoplasmic reticulum; autophagosome assembly. NCBI's taxonomy places the organism in Eukaryota, Metazoa, Chordata, Mammalia, Afrosoricida, Tenrecidae. The transcript has 2 exons. Bases 135 to 467 code for a protein of 110 amino acids. Gene Ontology annotation, cellular component: membrane; endoplasmic reticulum; EMC complex. The record is from RefSeq and is a predicted model, not a curated record.